AUGGCUAGGUCUCUCUUAUCACCAGUGCUGAAACUGUUCCACCCUCAAACAAUUAAAGAGGCCAUCUAUGAUUUCGCCACCGAAUACGAAACACCGAAAGUCGUCACUAUUCACUCGCUAAAAUUUACACUUCUUUUGCGUGUUAUACAAGUUGUUAUUUUGCUCUACGGCGUUUUUUAUCUGCUCAUUUAUGAAAAAGGAUAUCAGAAACAAGAUACCACCAUCAUUUCAUGUGUUACACUAAAAGUCAAAGGUAUUGGUUACACAAAGCCAACAGUUGAGAAAGAGUUAACGAUUAUCGAUGUAGCCGAUUAUGUUAUACCCGCACUCGAAAAUUCGGCCAUUUUUAUAAUGACAAGUUUUAUACGUACUGACCAGAUGCUUUCGAAAUGUGAAGAAGCAAUAAGUGUUGACGAAGCAAAUUGUACGUCAGAUGAAGAUUGUAAGCGAAACAUAGACCCAUCAAAUACCAAUGGUCGAUGGACAGGCAACUGUUUAAUAAAAGAAAAUGCUACCAACGGUCUCUGUGAAAUUGCGGGAUGGUGUCCAGCGGAGAAUGAUAGAAUUCCCCCAGAUCGUAUACAAGAUAUAUUGAAUUUUACAAUAUUUUUAAAAAACUUUAUCGAGUUUCCCGAAUUUAAUGUUAUACGCAAAAACAUUCCUGAUAAUAUGCAACCGUGCGUUUUCGAUGAGAAUAAAGAUAAAACAUGUCCGAUAUUUCGUUUAUCACAAAUUAUUGAAGCAGUUGAAAGUGAAGCGGACGAACGUGAUCUGAUGCUGAAAUAUGGUGGGGUAAUUAAAAUUAAACUUGAUUGGGAUUGUAAUUUUGAUUUUGAUCCUAAACGAUGUGUUCCCAUCUACUCAUUUGGAAGGUUAGAUGCAAAAUAUAAAGAUGAAAAGUUUUCAAAAGGAUUCAAUUUCAGGUUUGCUUCUCACUGGAAACGUACCAGUCGUUCUUAUCGUAUACUAACCAAAGCUUUUGGUCUCCGAUUUAUCAUCAGUGUUAGUGGCAAAGGUGGUAGAUUUGACAUUAUCACGUUAACAUUCAACAUUGGUAGUAUCAUCGGUAUAUUCGGUUUGGCAUCCAUCCUUUGUGAUAUUGUCAUGUUACAUUUAUGUCGUAAUGCUCAUCUCUAUAAACAACAUAUAUUCCAACGCGUCGAUAAAACUACCAUAAAAAGUGCUCUCGUACAAAUGAUAACAGCUGUUUCACCAAAACAAAUGCAAAUUGAACAAGAAACAAAUGAUGAUCAUAGAUAUUCAACAGGAAAAGUACUUCUUAAAAGAUCAUUAUCGUUAGAUGAUCAACGUCUAGAUAGAGAAAUAAUGUUUGAUCAUCAUCCAUGUGUAACUAAAACAAGUCGCGACAUUCUUCUUACCGAUUCACCAAGUACUAUUCGACCAUUGGUUAUUCGAAAUGAUAAUACAAAAUCGAGUGUAAAUGAUAAACCAGCAAAACGUGUAUCACCAUUCAAUGGUCGAGUCAAAUUUCAAAUACCAAUGUUGAAAGAAGCCCCAGAAAAACUGCAAAAUCCAUUUUCAAGUUAUCCAUUAGAUGAUGUUAACAAUGCUCAUAGUUGA
Molecule: messenger RNA, 1581 nt
Organism: Didymodactylos carnosus
Lineage: Eukaryota; Metazoa; Rotifera; Eurotatoria; Philodinida; Philodinidae
Source: the annotation of a GenBank genome assembly